Sphaeramia orbicularis (orbiculate cardinalfish) is the source of this 726-nucleotide messenger RNA. Its product is annotated as lysozyme C-like. Gene Ontology annotation, biological process: defense response to Gram-positive bacterium; defense response to Gram-negative bacterium. NCBI's taxonomy places the organism in Eukaryota, Metazoa, Chordata, Actinopteri, Kurtiformes, Apogonidae. Gene Ontology annotation, molecular function: lysozyme activity. The transcript is spliced from 4 exons. The record is from RefSeq and is a predicted model, not a curated record. The coding region runs from base 180 to 647 and encodes 155 amino acids.
ACUGGUCUAAGUGGUCUAACUGGUCUAAGUGGUCUAAGUGGUUGUGUGUCUUUAAAUUCCUCUCCCUCUCCUUCUUUUACUUUCUCUUUCUCUUCCUCUUCUGUUUCUUUGUUCUUCUUUCUGACUGGGUUUCAGACCCAGGCGUUCCUUCUUCUGCUUCAGCUCGUUCCUUCUUCAUCAUGUCCACACGUGUGUUUCUGCUGCUGCUCACCGCCGUCGCCGUCACCGGACGACGCUUCGAACGCUGUGAAUGGGCUCGAACACUGAGGGAUUAUGGGAUGGACGGUUACCGUGGAAUCAGUCUGGCAAACUGGGUUUGUUUGACUCGGUGGGAAUCGAACUACAGAACUGACGCCACCAACCACAACCGGGACAACUCCACCGACUACGGAAUCUUCCAGAUCAACAACCGCUGGUGGUGUCAGGACGAAGGGUUCAAAUCAGCCAACGGAUGUAAGAUCAGCUGUAGAGAGCUGUUGACCGAUGAUGUCACGGCGGCCAUCACCUGCGCCAAACGCGUGGUCAGAGACCCGGCUUCAAUCCGAGCCUGGUACGGGUGGCGUCAGCACUGCGAGCACGUCGACGUGAGCCCAUAUGUGGCCGGAUGUGGCCUGGACCAGGAUCUGGAGCGGACCGGGUUUCUGUAAUGCGUCAAAUCCAGAACCUGAAGCGUCCAUUUGGGGGCGGAGCUUUACAGAUCUGUCAGAUUAAAGCAAAUGAUACAAA